GCUAUAGGUUACUUUCUUUAUUUUCUUUUCCAUUUCUUCCUUGCCACGAUUUCGUGAUUAAUCCUUCCCUGAAAUGGAUGGACUGCGUUUGGAAGGCUUAAACGAAGACGCCAAUGAGAUGAGUGAACUCGAAGUCCAACAGUCUGGUUUUGGGAGGGGGGAGCGGCGCGAGUACCCACCGAGUCUGGCACUCAUGGACAGCAGUGACCCACGCGCCUGGCUCGCUCCCGUGCAGCCUGGCACCUGUGCGCCACACGCCGACUACCUGCUGCACUCGCCCGGCUCAAGUGUGGAAGGCGUGUCUCCACCAGCGGGUCACCUCUCCAACUUUAGGAAGAGCUCCAAAACUCCUGUCAAAGUGCGUGAGUUGUGUCGACUCAAGGGCUCGCUGACAACGGACGAUGGAAGGCAGAGAGCUCCGUCCAGCAAAUCCACCAACGGGGUGCAAAAACAUAGACGCCAGGCCGCCAACGCACGGGAACGGCGGCGUAUGCACGGACUGAACCACGCCUUUGACGAGCUACGGAGCGUCAUCCCGGCAUUCGACAAUGACAAGAAGCUCUCCAAAUACGAGACUCUGCAGAUGGCUCAGAUCUACAUCAACGCUCUGUCUGAUCUCCUGGAGGGUCCGGGUGCUAAAUCAGAUUCGCCAAAAAGCAGCGUGUCCUCCACCGUCUACGAGGGGGACAACACACCCAGUGGGUCGCCGACAACCAGAGUUUUCCCUGCCCAAUUAACCGGAAUGCCAUUCCCCUAUGAGGAUGCGUCGUUCGCCUCUUUCAUGGAACAGAACAUGCAGUCGCCCACGGGGAAGUCCGAAUCCGAAAACAGCAAAGACUCACCCCGGUCGAACAGAAGCGAUGGGGAGUUUUCCCCACACUCUCACUUUAGCGACUCGGAUGAGACUCACAUGGAGGUUCAGAGCGAAGAGGAACUGUCUGAACUGAAACUUCCAAGCCACCAAGCCUACUAACUCUUUAAAACAAACUGUACUUAAGUUGUGUCAAUCAAAUGUGGAGUUGGCAUAAACAUUCCGAUAGUUUGCUCUAUGACAGCUGAUAUGAUGGUGUAUCAGAUUUCUAGUAUAUGGUCUUGAGAUGUUAUUUUUCAUAGGUAUUGUUCCGCCAAUAGAAUGUUACGCGCCUCUUGGUGACAUUGAUAGGACCCCUCUGCCAUGUCGACUGCCACGGGCUCUCAAAUGUCAUUCAAAACAUGUCUUCCAAGAAAAAAACGAAGCCUGAUUUUGCCUUUGUAUACAUGUAAUUAUGCCUAGAAUACUGAAUUCAUUAAGAUGAUUUUGUCUUGAUUUUGUCCCUGUAAGAAUUUGCUUGCAACUUCUAAAGGUUAUGUGCACUUUAAAAACGAGCCAGAGGCUUGAGAGAUAUGCGUUUGUCAUGGAACAAAUAGCGUCUCAAUGUAAGUAGUAGACUACUGCCAAUUUGAUACACAUAUUUAAAAUAGCCAUUAGUCUUUUUGUACAUUUGUUUGUUUUUGAACAUUACAUUUCAGGCGAAAUUGUAUUUUGCUUUGAUUUGAAGGAGGUGAUUUAAGUAUUUAUUGUCGAAGGUCUUGUUUGUUUUGCUUUUCUAAUGAGAUGUUACACUGCUGAAAUCUAGAAAUUUGCCAUUUGGUAACGUUUUCAUUGAUUUUGAAAAUAAAAAUAAUUCA
Sardina pilchardus (European sardine) is the source of this 1668-nucleotide messenger RNA. It is a transcript of the gene atoh1a, whose product is annotated as atonal bHLH transcription factor 1a. Gene Ontology annotation, molecular function: DNA-binding transcription factor activity, RNA polymerase II-specific; E-box binding; protein dimerization activity. Gene Ontology annotation, cellular component: nucleus. The record is from RefSeq and is a predicted model, not a curated record. The transcript has a single exon. Gene Ontology annotation, biological process: positive regulation of transcription by RNA polymerase II; sensory organ development; axon development. Lineage: Eukaryota; Metazoa; Chordata; Actinopteri; Clupeiformes; Clupeidae. Bases 74 to 973 code for a protein of 299 amino acids.